Molecule: messenger RNA, 1179 nt
Organism: Closterium sp. Yama58-4
Lineage: Eukaryota; Viridiplantae; Streptophyta; Zygnematophyceae; Desmidiales; Closteriaceae
Source: the annotation of a GenBank genome assembly
AUGGAGCUGCGCAGCGGAGCGAUUCUCCCCGGCCCCGUGCCCGUCCCCAUAACGGCGGCGGAGCAGCACGCGGACGGGUGGUUCCGCGAGGGCGUGCGCCUGGUGUUUGCGCGCUGGACCGCGCUGCAGCUGGCGGUGGAGAACCAGUGGGGAGGCGGAAGGAGCGCGGAGAAGGCGCAACACAUGCAGGCGGAUUUGGUCCACUUCUGCUACAGCAAGCGCGGAGCGGUGUAUUCGGACGAGCUGGAGGAGUGGCUGGACGAGGCGACAGUAAAAGAUUUCAGCAUGGAGGUGGAGGAUGGGAGCCUGCGAGAGGUAGCAGACAAGAUAGUUGAAGUGUUCAAGGCAUGUAGGGACGGAAAUUUUACUCUCGUGCAGCAAUUGCAAGAAGCGGAAGCAGCUGCUGCUGCCAAGGGAAGGCGCGCGGCACUGCAGCAGAGCAGGGCGGCAAACCGCAAUGCAGACAGCGAUGACAGUGAUUCUGAUGUGGAGGAAGUGGGGAACGGAGGAGCCAUGGAUGAAGACACACCCGAAAGGGGUGCUGGAGUGGGAGCUUCUGGUUCGGUCAGUUCAGCAACCGUUCCGUCACGUCUAGGUCGCCAGUUUCGAGCUGCACCCCUAGUCAGAAACGCGGAGAUUAUUGGGGAACAGAGGUACUCCAGAAGAGAACCUACAGCAGCCGCUCUUGCCUCACAAGGUGAUGUUUCCACCGAGGGCUUGGAGCUGACUGAGGAGAACGUCGAGAAGGUUCUUGACGAGGUUCGGCCGUACUUGAUGGCGGACGGCGGCAAUGUGGAAUUGUACGACAUUGAUGGUCUCGUCGUGAAGCUGCGGCUUCAGGGUGCGUGUGGUUCGUGCCCGAGUUCCACAAUGACCAUGAAGAUGGGGAUUGAACGGAGGUUGAUGGAGAAGAUUCCAGAGAUAGUCUCCGUCGAGCAGAUCACGGACCAGGAGACGGGCCUUCCACUGGACGAGGAGAACGUGGAAAAGGUGCUGUCCGAGAUCAGGCCAUAUCUGGUAGGGACGGGUGGUGGGGAGCUGACUCUUGUGAAGAUUGAUCCGCCGAUUGUGAAGGUCAGAAUUGAUGGGCCCGCAGCAGGAGUAAUGACGGUUAGAGUGGCUGUUACUCAGAAGCUCAGGGAGAAAAUUCCAUCCAUUGCUGCUGUACAGUUGCUUUGA